Arabidopsis thaliana (thale cress) is the source of this 1170-nucleotide messenger RNA. It is a transcript of the gene RPS19, whose product is annotated as ribosomal protein S19. Gene Ontology annotation, biological process: translation. Lineage: Eukaryota; Viridiplantae; Streptophyta; Magnoliopsida; Brassicales; Brassicaceae. The record is from RefSeq and is marked reviewed. Gene Ontology annotation, cellular component: ribosome; small ribosomal subunit; cytoplasm. Gene Ontology annotation, molecular function: structural constituent of ribosome; RNA binding; nucleic acid binding. The coding region runs from base 198 to 836 and encodes 212 amino acids. The transcript is spliced from 5 exons.
GAAAAUAAUUAUACAUUGGGCCCAUUAUUUUAAAUAACCUUCAUCGGCCCAGUUUGUGUGUAAACAGUUAUGAUCAGAUCCAGACCGUCCAAAAAUAGGGAGGGGUGACUCUCGAACACGAUGCUCUGAAGACUGAAAAAGGCGUAAACUUUUUUCACCUGGCUAGGGUUCUUGGUCGUCGUUAACUGGCAUCUAGUAUGGCUUUCUGCACUAAACUUGGCGGUCACUGGAAACAAGGGGUAAAUGUUCCAGUGUCAUCAAUGCUCGGUUCUCUUCGCUACAUGUCCACAAAACUUUAUAUUGGUGGCCUGUCCCCUGGAACUGACGAGCACUCCUUGAAGGACGCUUUCUCUAGCUUCAAUGGAGUGACAGAGGCAAGAGUCAUGACAAACAAAGUGACCGGGAGGUCUAGAGGUUAUGGAUUUGUUAACUUCAUAAGCGAGGAUUCUGCCAACUCUGCUAUUUCAGCAAUGAAUGGACAGGAGCUGAAUGGGUUUAACAUAAGUGUGAACGUUGCAAAAGAUUGGCCAAGUUUGCCAUUGUCUUUGGAUGAGAGUAUAGAAGAAGCUGAGAAGAAAGAAAAUAAGAUGAUGAGCCGAUCUGUAUGGAAAGAUCCAUUCGUUGAUGCGUUCCUGAUGAAGAAGAAGAAUGCAGCUCUGAACAGGAAAAUAUGGUCAAGGAGAUCGACGAUUCUUCCCGAGUAUGUUGAUUCGGCGGUGAGAAUCUACAACGGCAAAACUCAUGUGCGUUGUAAGAUCACAGAGGGGAAAGUUGGGCAUAAAUUCGGAGAGUUUGCGUUUACAAGAAAAGUGAAGAAGCAUGCUAAAGCAAAGUAGCAUCUUUGAGAAUGAAUUGGUCAGCUGCUUGAAAGGAUUGUGUUGAAAAGCCAAAAACGAAUCAAAUCAAUAAAUUCUCAAUAGGUAAAACUCAUUAGCUCACAUGAUCAUGUAGACGAAUAUUGAGCUUUAGAAAGUCUUUAGUUUUCUUGUCGAUUUCGUAUUUUUGGACCACAAAAGUGCCAAUGUUAUUUUGGAAUUCGAUUAACAAAUAUCAAUUGUGGAGCUUCAAUAACCAAACGAACGAUGCACCUCCAUAGUGCUUGUUCAAGAACUUGUAUUGUUUAUAUACAGAAGCAAGCCAAUGGGGCCAUGUUGAGUAUUCUAUUCGAUC